Messenger RNA from Pungitius pungitius (ninespine stickleback), 3021 nucleotides. RefSeq names its product SH3 domain-binding protein 5-like. Gene Ontology annotation, molecular function: protein kinase inhibitor activity. Gene Ontology annotation, biological process: intracellular signal transduction; negative regulation of protein tyrosine kinase activity. The coding region runs from base 216 to 1517 and encodes 433 amino acids. The record is from RefSeq and is a predicted model, not a curated record. The transcript has 7 exons. Gene Ontology annotation, cellular component: cytoplasm. Lineage: Eukaryota; Metazoa; Chordata; Actinopteri; Perciformes; Gasterosteidae.
GUGUCUGAGCAAAGCACAUUUCCCUUGUACGUACAGGCAGGUCUCAUAUCGACUUGACAUAGGAGCAACAGCAAUGUGUGAUGCAAAUGUAAGACGGACAACGACGGCGUUUUGAAAAGGCAAUUAUUGACCCCGGAGAUUGGGGUUAAUUCGCCACCACGUCUACCGGAGAAGCAACGCUCAGCUAACGCCGCUACUAGCUGCGUGGAACUGGAAUGGAGCCAGGCGACUUGCGUGAGAGCCCCGCCGGCUCCGGGGAGUCGGAUGCGGGGGAUUGGAGGGAGGUUGUGCCCGGCCAGGACGAGGAGGUGAAAGCCGGCGACACUAACGGAACGACACUGGAGACGACGCCCGGGGACACCUGCGAGGAAAGCGGCAGUGAAAAGGGAGCUGGAGAGCAAUUACACAGCCCCUAUGAGGAGGAGCUGGACCCCAGAAUACAGGAAGAGUUGGAACAUCUCAAUGAAGCAAGUGCCGAAAUCAACAGACUGGAGCUUCAGUUGGAUGAUGCCCGAACAGGCUACCGGAAGAUCCUCACAGAGUCUGCCAGGAAGCUAAAUGCUCAGAGCUCUCAGCUCGGUGGCUGUAUCGAGAAAGCGAGACCUUACUAUGAAUCUCGCCGUCUUGCGAAAGAGGCACAACAGGAGACCCAGAAGGCAGCACUCAGCUAUGAGAGAGCGGUCUCUAUGCACACAGCUGCCAGGGAGAUGGUCUAUGUGGCGGAGCAAGGUCUGAUGGCUGAUGGCAAGAACACUCUGGAUCCCACCUGGCAGGAGAUGCUGAACCAUGCUACCUCCAAGGUGAACGAGGCCGAGGAGGAGCGACUGCGCAGCGAGAGGGAGCACAUGCGGGUCACACACGCCUGCCAGGAGGCCGAGGCUCGGGUUCAGAUGCUGCAAAAGUCCCUCAAAAGAGUCAUUGUGAAAUCCAAACCCUACUUCGAGCUCAAGGCCCAGUUCAACCACAUCCUGGAGGAGAACAAAGCCAUAGUGCUGCAGCUGGAGCAGCACGUAGCCAAAGUGAAGACCCGCUACUCCAUCGCCUUGCGGAACUUGGAACAAAUCAGUGAGCAGAUUCACGCUCAGAGGGGGAGAGAGGAGACGGUGAGAGACCAGGCGGAGGGAGGGCGCACCACAGUCUGCGGCGGGCGCAGCCCCCCCGUUGGAGCCGAGUCUGAUGUCAGAGUUCAGAAAGAAGGCGUGGCCUGCGGUGGCGCGUCGGUGACGGAUCGGGUGGAUGCGGCCAUCGGCCUGGAGAAAAACCGGGAGACCGAGAGGGACCGGGCGGGGUCGGACUCCCUGUCGGUCUUCAGCCUGCAGACCAUCGCCUCCGACUUGGAGAAAUACGACUCCAUCGAGCACCUCGGGGACCUCAGCGAUGUGGGCAGCGUAACUGGGGAUGAGGGGGAGAAGGAGAGAGGCGGCGUGAUGGAUAGAAGAGAAAAGCUGGCCGAAAGCAGUGCCAAAGAGCGCCAGCUGCAGUUCUACAAGCAGCAUCAUCGGAGCUUCAGUUUGUGAGGCUGUCGUAGACAAACACGCUAUAAACACCGCAGAAGCAACAGUGAGUUGUCAAAAAAACAACCAAUUAAGGCAAGCGUCUCGCAAACAAAGGGUACCGACCAAAGCAUAAGACAUUAAGCUAGCUGUGAAACUGCAUGGAUGCAGAUGUGUGAUGUAUUUGACGUUGUAAAUAAGCACAGGUCGGUCGACUGACAACACAUUAUUCUAGAGCUGACGCUGAUCAAUAGUUAAUAUUGCGGCCUGGUUACAACACUACUGGAAUCUAAAGCGCUUUCCACACGGGAGAAAACGUGUACGGUGUAUUGAGGGAUUCUGGGUAGAAUUUGUUCCUUGAGCAUAGAUCUCGAGCGCGGAUCUAAUGUGGUGAGACGAGUUAAAACAAAACCCUCCGGUCGAGUCCUGUCAGCGGUUCCUUCAAGGUACAGGGUGGUUUGGUUUGGGGGGGGGGGGGGGUUCGCAGGGUCUCUCAACAAACACAUCCACACUCGUACCCGCCCUCGUCAUGUUGGUGUCUGGGGGAAAAAUGACAAAAACGGUUCUCUGUCAGUGCAUGUUUGAAUUCACAUUUAGAGUAUUUCAAGCAAAAUGCUGCAAGUAGGUUUUGUCAUUUUAAAGCACCAGAGAAUACGUUUUUUGAAAAUUCCCUGAAAUGAGUUGAGUCUGAAGACAAUAAUGACUCGUUCCACUCCUACAGCAUGCACUCCUUGAUAGCUAUGUGAACAGACACUUACGACAUGUAGUCAGGGCUUUGUGCUGGAACCGAAACCGACAACAUUAGAGCUGCAGCCGCGUUUUCUUUUUAAAUGUCUUAUGAUGCAAAAACCUUUCCCAAAUUUGUGCCAUUUGGAUAUUGUUUACAAUUGUAUGGCUGAAUUUUUUUCAGCAUUAAAUGCAGCUUCUCUUUUGUUUCCCUUUUUUGUAAAAGAAAAUACAAAAAUUGCCCUGGUUGUAAUUUAAAGUGUGCCUUGACGGAACAAGUAACACAUUUAGCAUGAGCAGCACUUUCUUGUAAUCUCAUCCGUAGUUCUGUUUAGAACCAUUUAAAAAAAAAAAAAAAAAAAAAAAAACGUGUCUGUGCCAGUCUAUGAUUUUUAGAACCUAAUUAUCAAAGUCGCCCAGGCGCCGUAUCCGAUUAGACUUGAAGACUUUUAUUUUAUUCUUGUGACAUUGUAUUUUGAAUUUCUACGUGUGAGAUGCAACACCACAAAGUCAAGAAUUGACUUGUAAAUGUAUGUAAUUAUUACAAAGCUGGAAAAUAUUGACAUGUACAGUUCCGUGUGUUAUUUGAUGUGAAUGUUCGACUGGUUCGUUGUGCGGAUGCUUUGAAUGCCCUCAGUUUGUCAUGUGUAUUUAAAUCCUUAUCACAGUUCAUCCGAAGAACCUCUCCUUCACUGCUGUCUUAACCAUUCGCCGUACUAGUAGCAUUUGUGAUUUUAGUCAGAAUGUCACGCUCCGAUUAAUGCAUCCUCAUAUCUAUAACCAAUAAACCAAAUCAUACGUC